This is a messenger RNA of Talaromyces rugulosus, 612 nucleotides long. RefSeq lists its product as uncharacterized. The record is from RefSeq and is a predicted model, not a curated record. The transcript has a single exon. The coding region runs from base 1 to 612 and encodes 203 amino acids. NCBI's taxonomy places the organism in Eukaryota, Fungi, Ascomycota, Eurotiomycetes, Eurotiales, Trichocomaceae.
AUGCCCGACACCCAUCCCAUCGAGCCGGAGCCUCAAACACAACAAGCACAAGAAGCCACAAGACAGUCCAACCCAGCGCCCUUUCAACCGGCCGCCCUCUCUCCCUCGUCCACCUUGUCUGUGUCCUCAUCCAACACUUCUUCGGCCCCUUCAUCUAGACAGCCGCACCACAAGCGCUUCUUCUCGCUCAGUAGUUUGGAGAGUUCGUCGACUACCAUCCUCAACACCAUCCGCUCGCGCUCUCCUCUACCCCGCGCGUCCACCCCGGUAGACUCCACUGAGCGUCACCAAAACCGCCGUAAAUCAUCUUCACCACCACCCACGGGCCCGGCAACGGAAUCGCCUAUUCCGCGUAGCAGCUCGCCGACAGAAAUGUCGCCGACCUCGUCAGUCAUCUCGCCGCGUCCGAGCUUCUCUCACAGUCGCAUGCCCUCGGACGGGAUCAUUGGCAUCUCGUCAACACGGACCAGAACCGACAGCCACAAGCGAUAUAGUGGUACGCUGAACCACCACGGACGGCACACUAAUGAUUGGCUGUUUGGCGGGUUCAGUGUCCGGGACACUUUCCGCGAUGGAAUCGACAGGCUGAAGGGUCAUAACGACCGGGAUUGA